UCUGCCGAUGGCCCAACGUCAACAGGAACCCCUCUGAAGUCUUGGAACCUAAAUCCGGGAACCGUGGAGUGCGAUCAUCGGGAAAUGCAGGCCGUACAUUGGGUGACCAAUUCAAUGCUAUCAGGAAACAACCAAUCCAUCGAGGUGCCUUAGGUGGUGCUUCACCAAUGCAGGUCUACUAUGUAGUGACUGCACGCUUGUCGAAAAGGAAUAUUUAAAGCGGCUAUCCCGCCCACGUCGCAUAAUGUAGCCUCCAUUCACAACAUCAUCAAAAAGCCAUUUCUACUCCAAGACAUCUUGAAUACUCUAGAAAUCUCUCUCAGUUACUUUAGCUUUCUUUCCGAUUAAAAAAAAAGUCGCCCAAAAUGUCUCCUUCGACCAUCAUCCUGAUCACUGGUGCCAACCAGGGCAUCGGCUACGCAUCAACCAAGGUGAUCGCCUCCAGCUCAGACAAGUACCACGUCAUCGUCACGGGGCGCACGCUCGAGAAGGCGGAAAAGGCCGUGGAGCAGCUCAAGGCCGAGGGCGGCCUCAAGGGCAGCAUCUCGGCGCUGCAGCUCGACCAGACCGACGUGGCAUCGGUGGAGCGGGCGGCGGCGGCGGUCGACAAGGAGUUUGGCCGGCUGGACGUGCUGGUCAACAACGGCGCCAUGGGGUGGCAGUGGCACGGCGACAUCCAGAGCCAGAUGUACGAGUACUUUGUCGACAUCAUGGCCACCAACGUGGCCGGCCCCUUUAGCGUGUCGCGCACCUUUCGCCCGCUGCUCAAGAAGUCGUCGGACCCGCGCUCAAUCUACGUCAGCAGCGGCAUGGGCUCGCACGAGUUCAUCCAACAGAACCCCAUGGCGGCCAAGAGCUACGGCGAGAGCGGCAUCCCGUACCCCGUCACCAAGGCCGCGCUGAACAUGGUCGCCGAGCUCGAGGCCAUCGUGCACGGCGACGAGGUCAAGACAAAGGUGUUUUUGUUCUGCCCGGGCUUGGUGGUUUCCAACCUGAGGGGUCCGUCGGAGGAGAUGAGGCAGAUGGGAGGCAAUGCCGGUGACCCAGCAGUCUCUGGGCAGACGCUCCUGACCAUUAUUGAGGGCAAGAGGGACGCUGACCUUGGACGGGGCACAGUCCACAAGGACGGUGUUUACGCGUGGUAGAGAGCUGCGUGUCGUUGGCUGACACAAAGCAGGGUUAUAAUAGGGAGGCGACGUAAUACCAGGCGAAUAGAUGAAAUAUAAUAGACGCAUCAUUCUUUUACGAAACUGGUCAAGAGACAAGACGCAGGUAAAUAGGUGAAUAUUUCUUGGCUUAGUCUAGUAGUAAUAGGGAAGUCGGGGAUCCACUAUCACUUGUUGAUCUCUGCAUCCAAUCCAUACGCCUCGGUCAACAUGGCCCGCCAUUUGACACUUGAGCCAUGAACUCCAGUAGCAUCCAUCUUGCA
Messenger RNA from Pyricularia oryzae 70-15, 1429 nucleotides. Its product is annotated as short chain dehydrogenase. The record is from RefSeq and is a predicted model, not a curated record. The coding region runs from base 366 to 1145 and encodes 259 amino acids. The transcript is spliced from 2 exons. NCBI's taxonomy places the organism in Eukaryota, Fungi, Ascomycota, Sordariomycetes, Magnaporthales, Pyriculariaceae.